AUGUCUUUUCGUCGUAUAAAAUAUGUAACACCAUUACAUUAUGAAAUUGAACUAACACCCGAUCUAGAACAUGCCUAUUUUGAGGGAAUAGUUAAAAUUGAUUUCGUGUUAAAUAAAGAGAAUAUCACACAAUUAACAUUGUACUCAUCCAAUCUCAUUAUUGAAUCAGACUUUGUUCGUAUCUAUUCGUUAUCAUCUUCCUCUAUUGUCGAAUGGAAACCAACUGUUAUAGUAAAUGAAAAACAUGAAACUGUAGAAUUUAAUAUAAAUCAAUAUCAGAAAACAUUUUUGUUAAAUGAAACAUAUCGAAUUGAAAUUAAAUUUAAUGGACAAUUACAAACGUCACAAUUACAUGGAUUUUAUCGUUCUGAGCAUCCUAAAGUCGAGGAUAAUGAUAUAAACGUUCAAAAAAAUUAUUAUGCUAUCACACAAAUGUCACCUACACAUUGUCGACGAGUAUUUCCAUGUCUCGAUGAACCAUCAUUUCGUACAACAUUCGAUGUUAUUCUCAAUGUACCUCAGCAUCUAUUGGCUUUAUCAAAUAUGCCUAUUUUAUCUGAAAAAUUAAUUGAAACAAAUAUAAAAUGUGUGCAAUUUCAACGUACACCAAUUAUGCCAACAUUUUUAUUAUGUUUUAUUGUUGGACAAUUUGAUAUAUUGAGAGCAGAUCCAAUUCAGUUGAAUGAAUCCGCAACAAUAACAACAACAACAACAUCUUCAGCAUCCAUUACUGCUCAAGAUGUAAAAACGACAAGAAAAAUCGAUUUAUGUGCUUACACCUUACCUGGUAAAGCGAAUGAUGCAUUAUUUGCAUUGAAAUGUGCUCGACGUGCAUUAUAUUAUUUUUCUGAGUUAUUUCAAUUAAAUUAUCCUUUACCGAAAUUAGAUUUAAUAACUGUACCAGAUUUAUAUUAUCCGGCUAUGGAAAAUUGGGGCUUAGUUACAUUUAAAGAAGAAGAAUUACUACUCAGUGAUAAAUGUUCAAAUGACAUUCAGUAUCGUAAUGUUUGUCAAUCUAUUACACAUGAAAUAGCUCAUCAAUGGUUUGGUAAUCUUGUCAGUAUCAAUUGGUGGAAUGAUGUUUAUGUUAUUGAAGGUUUUGCAAAAUGGUUUGAAUAUUUGGCCACAGAUUAUUGUUUACCAGAAGUGAAUGUUUUCUCAGAAUUUUUUUAUACACAAUAUAUACGUUAUUUUGAAUAUCAUUUAAAUACGUUACAUAUUGAACCAGAGGAUAUUGAUGAAAAAACAUUUUCAUUUGAAGGUUAUAUUUAUUCAAAAGGUUCAUGUCUUAUGCGUAUGAUUCAUUUAUUUAUUGGUGAAGAAGCAUUUUUAACAGCAACAAGAUAUUAUUUAAGAAAAUUUCAAUAUUCAACUGCAACUGCCAAUGAUUUUUGGCUAUGUAUCGAAGAAAUAACACAUUUACCAAUACGUUCAUGCGAUAUUGAAUUAAAACAAGUCAGCUAUUGUCAGGGUUACAAUCAAAAACGUAUAGCAUGUGUUUUUGAACAGCCUACAUCACCGGACAUACUCACAGACAAUAUUUGUUCUUGUCACGUGAGAAAAAAUGAAAAUUAUUCUUGUCGUCGAAUUACGCGAUCAAAAAGCGACUCAUUUACUUCUGUAAUAUCUAAUCAAUUGUGUGAAUUAAAUAGUACAAAUGUAUCAUCAUUGAGUAUUCAUCUCAAGUCUACAACUAUUUCAAAUGGUCUUCCAAGACGUACAACGGUAUCAAAUGACCAAUUUUUUCUCAAAUUCGAUCAUAAUCUUAAUAGAAAUCAUUGUUAUGAUGAUAAUGAGUGUUGGAUAAUACCCGUUACAAUUCUCUGUUAUGAUCAAAAGUCAGUAGCACCACCAACUAUUGAAAAAUUUCUCAUAGAUAAACAACGAGUCGUCGUUCAUCUGAAAACUACACAUUUCAAAGUGAAUGCCACUUGUAGUGGUACCUAUCGUGUAUUGUACAGUGAUGAUAUAUUGAAAAAUUAUUUACAAAAAGCAAUCAAGACAAAUCAGAUAAAUGAGUACGAUCGUUUUGAUAUUGAGAAUGAUUUACAUUCAUUAGUUAUGGGUGGUUUUUCAUCGUUAGUCAACUAUUUACGUUUAUUAUUUUGUUAUAUACAUGAAACUGACGAGGAAACAGUUUGGAAAGAUAUUGAAUCGAAUAUAAUUCGAAUAGCGACAAUGUUAGAAUAUGAUCAAUCAUUAGUUGAAUAUUAUAGAAGAUACAUUAUUGACAUACAUAAAACAUUAUAUUAUAAACUGGGUUGGACAGCUGAUAUUGGUGAAUCAACAUCACGUUCACGUCUACGUUCAUUUAUUUUAAUCAUAUUAGGUACCGUUGGUUAUGAUGAAGACAUUAUUAGUGAAGUUCGUCGACGUUUUCUAUCGUAUAUGAAUGAUCCAAAUGAACCUAUUUGUUGGCCCAUUUGUGCUAUAAUUGCUCAUCAUGCAUCUGAAAAUGAUUUUAUUAAUUUAAUUAAAGUAUAUGUUCAACGUGAUAAACAUGAUGAUCGUUUACGUUGUCUAUUUGGUUUAAGUUAUGUACAAAAUCCAAAAUUUAUAAAACGUACAUUAGACUUAAUAUCAUUCGCACAAAUUCGUCUUCAUGAACGUAUUGAAGCGUAUAAAGGUUUUUGUUUGAGUAAAGUGGGUCGCGAUUAUUAUCGUCGUUAUAUUGAAGAAAAUUGGCAGUUCUUUCGAUCAAACUACAAUGAUGAAUAUUUAGAAGCAAUAAUACGUGAAACAUUUGGGUAUUUUUCAACAACGAGUGAAGCAGAUCGUAUUGAAGAUUUUUUCCAAAAAUAUGAACAAUUUCAUGAAAAAUAUAAUAUUACUACUACAAAAACUAGCGGUACCACCAAUAAUCACAAUGUUAACAUGUUAAUAUUAUCACCAUUGUCAUCCAUUACUGAUUUGUCAGAUUGUUCUGAUGAUCUUUCAGGUUGUACAACGACAACAACAUCUCCACACCCCAUUAUACCACUAAAAUUAAAAGAAGUGGCAUCAAUUAUAGCUCAUACAACUCGUACACGUGCCUCGGUGUUAAAACGAAAUCGUCAUCAUUUAUUAAAAUUUUUUCAACAUGAGUAUCCAAAAUUAAGAGUCGAAUAUUGUAUGAAUAAUACUCAAUCAUUCUUCGAAACACCUCCAGAAGUCGAUUUAGCACUUCGCGUAUCACAUACGACAAAUGGAACGGAAACUAUAACAAAUGACACACAAAAUGGUAGAAAAAGAAAAAUAUCCAUAACAGAUUCUCAAAAUACAGUAUCGUCAGUACGAAAAGUUCUACGAUUAUCAUCAACUGAUGAGUAG
Molecule: messenger RNA, 3309 nt
Organism: Didymodactylos carnosus
Lineage: Eukaryota; Metazoa; Rotifera; Eurotatoria; Philodinida; Philodinidae
Source: the annotation of a GenBank genome assembly